This is a messenger RNA of Lycium barbarum (goji berry), 827 nucleotides long. RefSeq lists its product as uncharacterized. The coding region runs from base 77 to 778 and encodes 233 amino acids. The record is from RefSeq and is a predicted model, not a curated record. The transcript is spliced from 3 exons. Lineage: Eukaryota; Viridiplantae; Streptophyta; Magnoliopsida; Solanales; Solanaceae.
UCAAGAAUCAUACAGGUUGGCUCAGCAGACUAUCCAAGAUCCAACCAAGUCUAAUGAAGUGAAGGAAAUAACAGAGAUGUUUAGCCACAUUAAUACAGAGUCCAUGGCUGCUGCCUAUCUGGGGACGAUGUUGAGUUUCGCUCCAUAUUAUACACCACCGGCAGAGUAUGUUGAGCCGCCUACUAUGCAAGUGCCUCGUCAUCAACGUCCUAAUGUACCAAUACCUGCGGCGCGUGGUAGAGGACGCCAAUCAGGUAACAGACGGGGUCGAACUCCCGUGGAUCACCAGUUGGUUGAUGAGGAAGAGGUUCGUUUUGAUCAAGAUAUGCCCAGCUCAACGAUGCAUGCAGAUGAUGAUGCAUAUCACCCAAUAAUAGAUUUUAUGUCCAGCUCAUCGACGUCAGCUCCCGAGGUUCAAUCACCAGCGGUAAUCAGAAGUGAGGGGCCUUUUCAGGCAUUCGCAUCGUCUGGGCCUAUUAGCCUGGCAGUUAUGGCCCAACAGUUUGGUGGUCAGACAAGCAGCUCUUAUGGGAUGACUGAGGGGCCUUUACCUGCAUUCACUGGACAGAGCUCUUCAAUUGGGAGGAGACUGAGUUUUACCGAUUCUCCCAUGGCAUUUGAUGUUGGAUCCUCACACAUUCCUGUGCCGGAUGUACAGACUUUAGAGCCACAGGAUACAGGUGUGAUACAAGAGGAGGUUCACCAACGUAGAUCAAAACGAGAACGUCGUCAAACUCGGUGUGGCACGGGGGGGAAAAAUGGACACUGUAAAAAUUAAAUUUUUAUUAUAUAGUGGGUAACUUCAUGUUGGGAAAAAUUACUAUUUU